Messenger RNA from Fragaria vesca subsp. vesca, 3181 nucleotides. Its product is annotated as putative calcium-transporting ATPase 13, plasma membrane-type-like. The transcript has 2 exons. Gene Ontology annotation, molecular function: P-type calcium transporter activity; ATP binding; ATP hydrolysis activity. The record is from RefSeq and is a predicted model, not a curated record. Gene Ontology annotation, cellular component: membrane; intracellular membrane-bounded organelle. The coding region runs from base 194 to 3181 and encodes 995 amino acids. NCBI's taxonomy places the organism in Eukaryota, Viridiplantae, Streptophyta, Magnoliopsida, Rosales, Rosaceae.
ACCAGAAACAAGUCACGCCUCCGCAAAGCAAAGGCCCCUCAUCAUAAAUGGUUUCUGAACAAGGUUGCUCGCCUUGAUGUGAGACAGAAGGUGUUACACCUUGGAUCCUACUUCAAGGUAGAAAUUAAUAGCUACCUUAACCAUUUUUAGAGAUUAUGUUUGUUCUUUAACUUACCAAGUCACUUCAUCCACCAUGUCACAGGAUCGUACUGCUAAUAUCCCUUUAUUAGCAGCAUCGACAACUCCAACAACGCCACCAGACGCAGCAGCCUCAAAUCAUGUGAUUGACAUCCCUCUCCAAGAACGCGUACGGCUUCUGAAAGAGGUUGCUUGCAUUGUGAGAGAGAAGAACUUGAAUGCACUGCGAGCACGCGGUGGUGUUGAUGGUGUUUCAACACUUCUCAGGUCUCACUCUGAGGAUCAUGCUGAUGAUGGUGGUCCAGUUCCACAACUAGCAUACAAGGGUACCAAACCUGUUUUCUUUCACUUUUUCCUGAAGGCUUGCAAUCAGUACACAAUCUUUUUCCUCUUCGUCUCAGCUGGUUUGCAAUUCGCUAUUGAAUUCCUGAAGCAAGGUGUCAAACAAGGGUGGCAUGACGGUUUUGCCAUACUUGUUACUGUGUUCCUACUCGUUGCUUUCCCCUCAAUUGGAAACUAUCGCAACGAAAAGAAGAUGGUGAAGCAGUUGAUGGAGAGGAACAAAUUCCUGGUGGAUGUUGAAAGAAAUGGACAAUCUAGAGCGGUUAUGAUAUCUCAUGUUUCCGUGGGUGAUAUAGUUCAUUUGAGGAAGGGAGAUCAUGCUCCUGCUGAUGGCUUGUUCAUAGAUCAUGCUCCUGCUGAUGGUGUGAAGCUGGUCAUGGAUGAGGUAUUGAGCCCCACAGUUGAUUUUGAGAAGAACCCAUUUGUGUUGUCUGGUUCAAAAGUUAUUGAGGGCCAGGGUCGAAUGAUUGUGACAUCUGUUGGUGUCAAUACAGCUUUUGCAGAGAUGCUGAGUUUGGUGACUGAGGAUCAUAAUCCAAAUAGAAAGACUUUGUUACAAGCUUUGAUGGACAAACCAUAUACUUAUAUAGAGUAUCUUGCGUGUUGUGUUUCUAUUCUGAUUGCUGUUGUGGUGCUAAUACGGUUACUAGUAUUCAGGAAGCAUGACAACUACAAUGACAGGCCAGACAUGAAAGGGGAAGUUUCAAUCAACCUGCUGAUGAAGACAUUCGAGAAAAUUUACUUGAAAACACAAGGAACGGUCUCCACUUUAGUGAGUGUUCUUGCAACUGUGGUGAUAGGGAUACAACAUGGAAUGCCAUUUGUGAUUUCUCUAGCACUUAGUCAAUGGAGGGAGAAGGUGGUCCAAAACCGUGCAGAUCCUCAGAAUCUAUCAGCUUGUGUCACCAUGGGCCUCAUAACAGUCAUCUGCAUCGAAACAACCAGUGAGAAAAGGUGUAACCAGAUGGAGGUUAUGGAUUUUUGGAUAGGUGGAAAGGAUUUAAGCAACGAAGUGGAGUCCGAUCAAACCGAACAAUUUGCUCUCAAAGGACUACAUCAAGAGAUUCCUGUUACCCCAGCAAAUGAAUUGUUCAUUUCUUCGAUCAACACAAGAUGGGGUACUAGUUCUACUGACUUGGAGUCACUGGAUCAGACAUUCAUAACUCUGGAAGAGCGAAAAUUGAGUUCUAGUCAGAAAUGUAGUGGCAUCUUGGUGAGGAAAAACGAGGGCAGUGCACAAGAUAUGCAGCUGCAUAUGAAUGGAGAUGCAUCAACAAUCUUAGACAUGUGUUCACAUUAUAAUGAUAAGACUGGGAAAAGUCCUAUUAUCGAGAUUCAGAAGAGAAGCUUUAAGCAGAUCAUUAAGAAAAUGGAGGAGAAGGGUCUUAGACCGAUUGCAUAUGCUUACAAGAAAACAAAUGUGGAAGAAUUUACAGAACAUGGGAUGAUAUUGUUGGCACUGGUGGGAGUCAGAUGCCCAUAUCAAGAAGAGCUUAAGAUUGCAGUGGAAGCUUUUCGAGAUGCUGGAAUAAAUAUCAAGCUGGUUUCUGAGGAUGAGCUCUCGAUAGCGACUGCGCAAGCUUCUGAUCUUGGAAUCUUUAAUCAGGGUGAUGAGAACAUUGCAGGUGAAGCUUUCAGAAGACUGGACUCCAUGGAAAGACUAAAUAAGGUGAAUUUGAUAUCUGUGAUGGGAAGUUCUCUCCCAAAAGACAAGCUUCUGAUGGUGGAGCGGUUAAAGAAAAACGGUCACAUAGUAGCAUUCUAUGGAGGGCUAACUGUAAACGAUACCCCGACUUUGAAAGAAGCUGAUGUCGGAAUCACACAAGAUAUAUGGAGCACUGAAAUGGCCAGAGACAAUGCUGAUAUUGUAGUUAAGGAUGGCUGCUUAUGGUUCCUUAACUUGAAGUCUGCGAGAUGUGCUUACUACAAUAUUCAGAACUUCUGUCAAAUUCAGCUCACAGCAAGCAUAUCCGGGUUGCUAGUAACGUUAGUAGCAACAACGCACUCAGGGGACUCUCCAUUGACUGCAAUUCACUUGAUUUGGGUGAACUUGAUAAUGAACCUUCCAGGUGGCCUAAUGAUGGUAAUGGGGUUAAAAGGCGAGGAGCUACUUGCUCAAGAACCGGCGCCAAGGACUCAACCACUCAUAACCAAUGCCAUCUGGAUGCCAAGGACUCAACCACUUAUAACCAAUGCCAUCUGGAGAACCAUAGCCAUUCAAGUUUCAUACCAGGCUACCAUCUUGCUGGUCUUGCAUUUCAUGGGAAAUUUAAUACCGAGCAUGAACCAAGGCGUCCAGGGUACCAUGGUUUUCAACAUUUACACCUUGUGUCAGGUCCUUAAUCUGUUCAGGGUCAUGGACAUAGUGAACAAGGAAGUGCUAAAUGUUGUUCUUCACAGCUAUUGGUUUUUGAUGGCCGUGGGAGUUGUUAUGGUCAUGCAGGUGGUGAUUGUUGAGUUUGGGAAAGGAUUAGCCAGUGGUGUGAGGUUGGAUGCAGUACAGUGGGCAUCCUGCUUCCUUCUUGCUGCUCUUCCAUGGGGGUUUGAUUGGGCCGUAAACUCGCAACUUGCUUGCUUCCGAAGAGAAAAUUGGGCAUUGUGGCGUUCACCUAUGGGAGCCUCAAGCAGAGGUAGAUUCUGCAUUUGUGCCUCCUUGUUCCUCAUCUUCUCUGUAUCAUAUUGUUUCGAAGAUAAUGCAUAG